Molecule: messenger RNA, 4461 nt
Organism: Tympanuchus pallidicinctus (lesser prairie-chicken)
Lineage: Eukaryota; Metazoa; Chordata; Aves; Galliformes; Phasianidae
Exons: 18
Coding region: 135-1574 (479 amino acids)
Cellular component (GO): precatalytic spliceosome
Molecular function (GO): single-stranded RNA binding; zinc ion binding; double-stranded RNA binding
Source: RefSeq, a predicted model, not a curated record
CCGCCGGGGGAGGCGGUGAGCCGGGGCCCGGCCGCCGCCUGAGCGCGAGCGGCCCCGCGGGAGGAGGCGGCCGCGCCGCACCGGUUGCAGGCGCCGUCGGGCCGGCGAGCUCCUGUGUCACCUAAAGGGCAGCUAUGGAUCUCGAGGCGGAGGUAAAGAAGCAGGUGAACCCUUUCUACUGCAAUAUUUGCAAAAUCUGGUGUGCUUCCGCAUUAAACUUGCAGACUCACUUCCUUGGAUUCAAGCACAAGAAGGUUGAAGAAGCCCUGAAGGCUCAUGGCAUUGUUAAAACUGCAAGUGGUACAGGGGACCGAGUGAAAGCACCUCUGAAACUUCCUGGUUACGUGCAAGCUAAGCCAGAAAGGUAUCAUGGACAGACCUUGGAAGAACAGCUUAAUACAUGUAAAGAUUCAGAACCUGCACUUGGACUUAAUUAUAUAAUUGAAUAUCGAUCAAAAGAUAAUUUUCCUUUUCUCUAUGAGUGUCAACUGUGCCACUGUAAAACAGGACUGAGCAACAUGUUCAUGCAUGUUUGUGGCUCCAAGCACAGACUGGCGUACCUGAAACAACACUAUCCUGAGAUAGCAGAAUCUGAUGAAGUUAAGGGUAAAGGCUCUGAACUGAACAGAAAAGUUAGGCAAGUUGCAUUAACAAUUGAGAAGAAGGAAGGAAGAAAACAAUUAAAGGUUGUUAUAGAAGCUCCAGUAAUCAGGAAAAGAUGUCAAGAAUAUCCUAAUGCAGAUGAUAGCCCAUCAAAAGCUAAAGUUCAGCAUGUGGAUACAUCACUUAGUAAUGAAGAAGGAAUGGACUGUAAAAAUAAGGAUGGAAAAUUGCCAGAUCCGAUUCAAGAAGAAAAGAAUGCUCAAGAGGAGCAAGAACACUGUCAGAAAGAACAGGCAAUACCAGAUGAGAAGGCUGGAACUAACACGGCUGUUGAAAGCACUAAAGGCAACCUCACCGAAGAAGGCAGCAGUUCUGAAAAAUGUGAGACCAAUAUACAACUGCAAGAAGAAAACGAGGAAGUUGAGCAAGCAUCUGCAGCAGCUGCUGAAGAAUUCACUAGUCAGGAAGAACUGCUGAGUUACCUGCAAAGUUUUGAGAUACUGAAUGAAGAUGAUGCUGCUUUUAUCCUAAAAGUCACACAGACUCUCACAGAUGCAUUGGUGGAAUAUCGUCAGCAAGCUGCAUCAAAAAAAGACCUCUUAGAUAAUGAAUGUAAUGGAGAAGAAGCAUUGGAACGUUCUACAGAACAAUCUGAGCUGACUUCGGCAGAUAUUAGUGAUUCUGAUACUGACAAUUCAAGCAGCCGAUCGGCUAAAAAGUCCUUAUCAAUAAAUGAGGAAGAUGAACUGCAAAACUUUUCAACUGGCUCUUUGGACACAGCAUAUGAGAACAACGUCACCGCUGAAUUUUUGAACAGUGUGAGAAAUAUGAAUGUUGAGGAAGUUACUGCUACUCUACACAAAAUAGCAGCUACAAAUCCAGCUUUCAGAGGAAUGGAUAUUCCAAAUGUUGUGAAGAUCCUGACUGAAAGUGGGACUCUGAGAAGACCAAGCAAUGGCAGCACACACUGACAUGGUAGUUAGCAGAGUUAAUAUUGCACUGUUUACUUUCUGAUCCCAUUGGCCUCCUUGACCACAAGGACAUACUGCUUGGCUCAUGGCCAGCUUGCUGUCCACCAGGACACCCAGCUCCUCUGUAGUGCUCCUCUCCACUGCUCUCCCCCGUCUGCCCAUCUACAUCAUAGAAAGGUACCAGAUUGGUCAAGCAUGAAUCUGUGUUGACUACUAAUAACCUUCUCUUCCACUACAGCAGUCAGCAGUACAAAUGCAUCCUACAGCAAACAGUCAAAUUAUCCCCUGUGGCUGCAAGGCCAUACUGAAAGGCUAUUGAAAUUAGGGGUAUCCUCCCAUGUAAAGAUUAUGAAUUGGUCUCCUGUUUUUCGAUAAAGAUUAAAAACUACAACAAAACAGUGCUGUCAGUUCAAUUCCGAGUUAGGUGCAUGGAUUAUAGGUAACUUUUGGAGAGGAGUUAACUGGAAGUGUUAGCAAACUCAGCAGAGGUUGACUUGUUUGCAAAUUCACAGAUAUAUUUCAAGAGAUGUAACCAGACUAUACUUACGAAAUGCUGACUUGGUAGUGAAAGAAUCUUUUGUCUUCUCUUAUUUUACCACUGUAAGCAUGAAGUGAAAGCUGGCUUAUACUGUCUUUCAAUUCAUGUUCUUUUAAAGUGAGGGGUUUUUUUUGCUUUUUUUUUUUUUAACCUAUAGUUAUAGUUUUUUUUUUUACUGUAUAUAGACAGAGAUUCUGUAUGUUAGCUGCUAUUAAUUUUGUAGGAUGAUAGAAAAAUGUUUUGGAUGGUUACAGACUUAUGUAUGGGGGAAAGAAUUUAAAAAAAUUAAAUUGUGUGGGUCAGUUUUGCUUCCUGAGUAGCAUUCAUUGCUUCUAAUUAAAAUUCUUCAGCAUUGCAGUCAAAAGCUGGCCUGAUACAGGCAUGGUGGAGCCAGAUUGCAAACAAACCUUUUAAUGUUAACUUACUGUUUUUGGACAUCUGGAUGAAAUUGAGAGUCCUCAUCUUUGUGUUUUCACAUCUUCGCAUCCUGGAAUGCAAGAUGCUAUGAAAAAUAAGGUAACAAAGAAAGCAGCAGUUAAGGUGUAUGGUUAGUUAGGAAUGAAAACAGUUCAUUGACAGUUAAAGAAAACACAAAACAAUUACUGCUUUAAAGUAAUAAUGAAAAAUCUCUGGAAUGCCUUUAAAUAUGUUCUCAUCAGAAACAGGUGGAAAUGUAGCUCUUGUUUUCACUAUAAAAAGGGACAGUGUUCAUGUCUACUUGAUGAAGAUGUGCUUGAUCAGUAAAAGCAUCUUAGAAUUUACAUGGAAUACAAAUAAUUUCCUAAAGUAUCUGCAAUAAUAGCAGCUUCAUGAUUUUGUUUUCAUAGUGUAAAACGUUCUAUUAAUUAAAAUAAUAGAUAAGAGAUAUUGUAAAUGGCCAUCUUUGGAACAGCUUCUUUUUUCACUUGCUGUGAAAUCCUUCCUACUGGAAAUAAAAUUAAGGGGAAAUUCCUUGGAUUUAAGCAUUUCUUUUUCCUCAGGUCCAUUAAGCACAUGCUGAAAAUGGAAAGACUUCUGAAUCCGUAGCACACUGAUAUAGAAUGGUUUGAAUGAUGUGCUGCAGAGUGCCAGUACUUCUCAAAGACAAAAUAGCAAAUGUAAAAAUGACUAAGUGUAUUCUUCUGGAAAUGUUUUUGGAAAGAAUGUCUAACCUAGCACAUUCAGUUGUACAAUUAAUCUCCCUUUAAAGCUUUCUUUUCUGGUGCAAAUACAGGCUCUAAAAGAGCUAGAUUAUUUUGUUUGUUCUGUCUGCCUAUGUUUUGUGAUGGCUUGGUAUGUUCUCACACUAACAGAAAACUGUAUACCUACUCCAAAAAUAGAACUGUAUACCUAUUCCAGAACCUAUUUUUAAGGAUAACAUCUAACUUGUGCCAGAAUUGUGUGGUUUAAAAGAGAAGGAAAAAAAAAGGCACUGUAUCAAUGAUACUUAAGGAAUGUUACUGACUGUAUAUGAUGUUAUACAUUGAUUGUUACAAUACCGCUGAGACACAAGAAAAAUUACACCAAGUGGGAACUGAUUUUUCUUUCAGCUUUAUGCUAGUUCACCAUAUUGUACUGAGGCAUCAGAGAGCUUUGGGGAAAUUGUCUUUAACAAAAUUGAAGAACAUCUCUUAGAAGGUAUAAACUGGAAAAGAGAAUGAUAUUCACAGGUGAACUGACAGGAAAUGGAAAAUUUUGACUGUGCAACAGAAGGCUUAGUAGGUAUAGGUUAUAAUGAGCUCUGUUAUAGUUCUGGAAACGUUCUGCUCUUAUAGAAUAGAAUCAUUUAAGGUUGGAAAAGAAGUCCAACCACCAACCCAUCCCCACCCUGCCCACUAAACCAUGACACUCAGUGCCACAUGUAGACCUCUCUUGAACACCUCCAGGAAUGGUGACUUCGCCACCUCCGUGGGCAACCUGUUCUGAUGCAUUACCACUCUUUCUGAGAAUAAAUGUUGCCUAAUAUCCAACCUCAACCUACCCUGGCACAAUUUAAAGCCAAUGUCUCAUUCUAUUGCUAGUUUCCUCUUGUUUUUCUUCCUGUUUUUUCUAGGACUGUCUUUCUCAGUAAUGAAUUGGUUAUCCCUUUUGAAGCAGCAGGCCAUCUUGUGAAUUUGAUCUAGGUAUCAAUGUACAUAAUGCAUACAGUAUGUCUGAGGGUAUGGUACUAUAUGUGAAACCUGAAAUGCUAAUAGUGACUGCCUUGCCUUCACUGAAAUUACUCUUCUAAGUAUUUUUCUACUUUGUAAAUGCAAAUACUGGUUUUUUUUUUUUUUUUUUUUUUUUUUUUUUUUUUUUUUUUGUGAGAGGAAAUGUUACUACCUAAGUUCAUUUUAGAAACAUAAUUAAAAAUAUUCUCAUGGAGCACAA